Nematolebias whitei (Rio pearlfish) is the source of this 678-nucleotide messenger RNA. It is a transcript of the gene sap18, whose product is annotated as Sin3A-associated protein. The record is from RefSeq and is a predicted model, not a curated record. The transcript is spliced from 4 exons. Gene Ontology annotation, molecular function: transcription corepressor activity; transcription factor binding. Lineage: Eukaryota; Metazoa; Chordata; Actinopteri; Cyprinodontiformes; Rivulidae. Gene Ontology annotation, biological process: negative regulation of DNA-templated transcription. Gene Ontology annotation, cellular component: nucleus. Bases 107 to 568 code for a protein of 153 amino acids.
CACGACAGAAAACGCGUCUCGUUUUACGGCUUUUUUUUUGUUGCUUCAUUUACAGAACGUAGCGCGUCUCUGCCAGUCAAUAUUAAAGUAAAAGCGAUAAAUAAAAAUGGCGUUAGAAUCGCGGAUCACACAGGAGGAGAUAAAGAAGGAGCCAGAAAAACCCAUCGACCGAGAAAAGACGUGCCCCCUUCUGCUAAGAGUAUUCACCACCAACAGUGGGCGACAUCACAGAAUAGACGAGUUUUUUCGAGGCAACGUUCCUUCCAGUGAGCUGCAAAUCUACACAUGGAUGGACGCUACUCUGAAGGAGCUAACCGGUUUAGUUAAGGAGGUGUAUCCAGAAGCCAGGAAAAAGGGGACGCACUUCAGCUUUGCCAUCGUCUUCCCUGACCCCAGAGGGAAAAUGUACAAGCUGAAGGACAUCGGCAGCACCAUCUCGGGCAGGAAGGGUUCGGACGACUCCAUGACGUUGCAGUCCCAGCGGUUCCACAUCGGAGACUAUUUGGACAUCGCCAUCACGCCGCCCAACCGAGCGCCGCCGUUCGGCCCGCGCAUGAGGCCGUUCUGAGCACGUGAACGCGUUGGACGCAGCGGCAUCUCGUGUUUUUCUAUUCUGACAUCCUCUAUGGUUUUGACUGAUUUUAUAAGUUGUGUUGAAUAAAGCUGAUCGCCCCCCCC